AAGUGUGUGUGUGUGUGUGUGUGUGUGUGUGUGUGUGUGUGUGUGUGUGUUUUCUCUCCUCUCUGCAUCUCUUAUGGGAUCCUCGAAGGCAAAAGGACGUUGAAGGUAAUAUGGAGUUCCACAGAGCUGCAGAGAUCAACACUCAGUGGAAACCUCCGCUAGACUACAGCACAUCUACAUCUACAUCUACAUCUACAGCCAAGUGUGUCACUCAACAGGUAUCAGACUGCAGCUCUCACACAGAGGCCACCGACUCAGACGGGUUUCUGUCCAAACCUGAAGUGGAGAGUGAGGAGUUUUCCAGUUCAGAAACCAGCAACCAGCCGGAUUUGAGGAGCGCUCAUGCCUCCUACUCCAGAUUAAAUAUUUACUCCUCAGAAGACAGCGAUGAAGACGUCUGUGCCUCCAGGCUGAGGAAGACUAAGAGCAUCUUGGACGACUUGUUUACUGACGAGUCGAACGACUCGGCGUCAGACAGCGGAGAGGAUCUUCCUUCAAAGCCCGGAGACGAGAGCGAGGAGAGCGGCUCGGACAUCAGCGAGCGCCCUCGACCGAGCGCCAGUACUCACCGGAGGUCAAAGGUCGACCGCGUGGCUGUAAACAAGACGGAGAAAACGGAGGACGGGAGGAGGGUGUAUAAUAAAAAGCACUACUGCUUGUUUUGCUCGAAACCUUUCAGUAAAAUCGCGAGACAUUUGGAGGACGUUCACUCGAAAGAAGAGGAAGUCUCGAAAGCGUGCAGUUUCCCAAAAGGCUCCAAACAGAGGAGGAUUUAUCUGGACGAGCUCCGUCUCAGAGGGAAUUACAUCCACAACAUCGCCGUGCUGAAGUCUGGGAAAGGCGACUUGAUCCCGUAUAAACGGCCGCGAGGGGAAAUGAAAGCGAGCGACUUCAUGCACUGCCCUCACUGUCAGGGCUUAUUCACCAAAAAGGUCCUGUGGAGGCACAUGAAGGUGUGCAAGCUGAGUCCUAAAGAUUACGUCCCCAAACCCGGGAAGAACCGAACGCUGUCUCUGUGCGCAGCCACGCAGCCGGUGCCCCGGAACAUCAGCCCCGAGCUGUGGAAGAUCUUAAGCGUCAUGGUCUCGGACGAAAUCACGGAAGCCGUGAAGAACGACUGCUGCGUCAUCCAGAUGGCGGAACACUGGCUCCGGAAGAGCGGAGAGUCUCCAAACGGUCAGUGCUUCAUCCGGCAGAAGUUACGGGAAUUAGGGAAGCUGCUGCUCAGCGGCCGCAAAGUGACGUCUCUCAGGAAACUGGAGGACUUUAUAGACCCGUACAACUGCAUGCAGGCGGUGGAAGCCGUGCGACACGCAUGCGAGUAUAACAGCGAGAAGAACACCUACAAAAUUCCCUCGCUCGCUAAAAAGCUGGCCAUUUGUCUGGCGCAGCUCAGUCGCCUCAUACGGACUAAAGUGGUGAUGCCGAAAAACGUGAAACUGGCUCGGAAACUGCAGAACUUCCAAAAAAUCCACGAGGAACGCUGGAACGAUUUGCUGUGUGCGACGGUGCUGAGGAACUCCGAAGACGAGGAGGUGAAAUUCAAACCUCCGACGCUGUUGGCUUUCACAGAAGAUGUUCAGAAGCUCCACGGCUUCCUGGACAAAGCGCAGGACGAGUUCAUGGCGCUGUUGUCCGCAGAGUCCUCCACGAAACACUGGUCAGAUUUAGCCAAGGUCACGCUGACGCAGAUCAUCCUGUUCAACCGGAGUCGCGAGAACGAAGUGGUGAGCAUGACGCUGGACACGUUUUUAUCUCGAGAUAACUCCGAUCCUGCCACAGACAUCGACUGGGCUCUGACCGAGGUGGAGAAACAGCUCUGCCGCCAUUUUUACAAAAUCGUCAUCCGGCGAGACGGAGCGCGUCCCAUCCCCAUCCUGCUCACGCUGAAAAUGCUACGUGCUCUACAGCUGCUGGUGGAGAAACGAGAAUCCUGCAGCGUGAUGAAGGACAACACCUACGUAUUCGCUCGGCCCUCGGCCUCGUCUCAUUUCAGAUGCUCCGACUGCGUUCGAGGCUUCGCCUUGAUUUGCGGAGCGAAGGAUCCUCAGGCGCUGACGUGUUGGAAGUUACGGAAGCGAAUGGCCACGUUGUCCACCGUGCUGAAUCUCGGAGAUCCGGAAAUCAACCAGUUAGCAAGCUUUCUCGGACACGAGCUGAUCAUCCAGGAUGAGUUUUAUCCCCUGCAUGAAAGGACACUACAGCUAGCAAAAGUGCACAAAGUGCUAACGGCCAUGGAGCAGGGACGAAUGAUGGAGUUCAUGGGCAAGAACUUCUCAGAUAUCGACGUUCAAGCUGACGAGAAGGUUGAUCUGAGCAGUGAUAAAGUGAAGAAGAGCUGCGAGUGUUCAGGCGUGUUUCCAGGCAUGUAUCCGGGGAAAAAAGGACCUCAGAAAAAGAGGAAAACGUGGAGCGGGCCUGAGAUCCAGGCUGUGGAAAAGCACAUGAAGGAUUACAUCACUUCCUGUCGAGUCCCAGGCAAAGCGGCGUGCGAGAACUGCAUCAGCGCCGAACCUUUAACGCUCAAAAAGAGAGACUGGCAGAGCGUCAAGUUCUACAUCUACAACCGCAUCAUGGCUCAGAAGAGAGACUCCAGCCACAAAGUCUGAGGAGUUUUAAAUGUCUUAAUAAAAACACUAUGCUGUUAGUUUCAAAACGCAGCAUUAAAAACGUGCUCACUGCUUAAAGGUGUGUGUUACGUUAUCACAAGGGGCGUGGCUUACAGGAGCUGGGGGAAAAACUCACUUAGCUGCAGCUCAGCGUCUGUAGCUACAAGACUGAUCUUUCUAAUGAACAUCAGAACAUCUACAUUAGUUAUUCUGUGAGGAAUGUUGUACUCCACGCUCACUCUAGGGGGCGACGUGUCUCACGUGAUGCUUGUGGCUUGUCUCUUGUGGGUGUGGCCUGACCACUGUAAAUCUUCACUAACGCUAGCUAAUGAAACAGACCCAGCGGAGACCCAGUGAUCACAGCUCAGAGUCUCUCCAUCAGCUCCAGUCCACAUCCUCUCACUUUAGUCUCAACUACAGUCACUUUUACUUCUAAUCCUAUGACUUUAAAGCACUUCUCCUGACCAAUCAGGUCACACACACACACACACACACACACACACACAAGGCCAGGAUGUUGGUGAGCGACGUGUUAAACAGUAAAUUCUGGUGUUCUGUUAAAAACAUAACGUCUUCAGACGAUCUGCUCCUCGUCUGUAUCUGUUCACGUGUCAUCUGCACAUUAAUCUCAUCUACAGAGCAGGUUUGGGUCUACAGUUCUGUGUGAUAGCUGCAUCACGCAUUUACGUUGUCAUGGUAACAGCGUGGAAGCAGCCAAUCGAAAUUCAGUGUUUAUCGCCACUGUAGCGCUCACUGUGUGUGGCGUCGUGUCCCAUUAUUAUUAUUGUUAUUAUUAUUAUUAUUGUUAUUAUUAUUAUUAUUAUUAUUAUUAUUAUUAUCAGCAGCAGCAUCAGUUCGUCUCAUCAAUCCACAGACCUGUACGUUUAUAAUCCCGUCUUUUCUUUUUCCCAGUUGACUCUUUUUCCCAGCUGACUCUUUUUCCCAACUGACUCUUUUUCCCAGCUGACUCUUUUUCCCAGCUGACUCUUUUUCCCAACUGACUCUUUUUCCCAGCUGACUCUUUUUCCCAGCUGACUCUUUUUCCCAGUUGACUCUUUUUCCCAGUUGACUCUUUUUCCCAACUGACUCUUUUUCCCAGCUUACUCUUUUUCCCAGUUGACUCUUUUUCCCAGUUGACUCUUUUUCCCAGCUGACUCUUUUUCCCAGCUGACUCUUUUUCCCAGCUGACACUCUUUCCCAGCUGACUCUUUUUCCCAGUUGACUCUUUUUCCCAACUGACUCUUUUUCCCAGCUGACUCUUUUUCCCAACUGACUCUUUUUCCCAGCUGACUCUUUUUCCCAGUUGACUCUUUUUCCCAGUUGACUCUUUCACGCAGCUCAACUUGUUUUUUUAAAGUUUGUACAGUGUUGUGUGACAUCAUGAAGGUGUAAACGUUCACCUGUCUGUCAGAUUUGUGUCUGUAAUAGAGCUGUAGCUGUACAUUCGGAUGUAAUGAAGCUUUUUUAACACGUUCUGAUGGUAUUAUCACACACACACACACACACACACACACACACCGUUGUUACAGCUACACUGCAUGACUUCUGUCUCUUUAUGUAACACCAAAACUUUACACUAUUUCAUAAUAAAUACAAUUAACACUCUC
This is a messenger RNA of Tachysurus vachellii, 4216 nucleotides long. RefSeq lists its product as uncharacterized. Lineage: Eukaryota; Metazoa; Chordata; Actinopteri; Siluriformes; Bagridae. The transcript has 7 exons. Bases 111 to 2609 code for a protein of 832 amino acids. The record is from RefSeq and is a predicted model, not a curated record.